AUGGAAAAUUCGAAAAUUUUAAUGCCACCCACAAGACUCAAAGCACCCACUCCAAUUCAACAAAACUGCAUCCCCCAAAUUCUUAGUGGACGAGAUUGUAUUGGCGCAGCGAAAACCGGUUCGGGGAAAACAUUUGCAUUUGCUCUUCCUAUUUUACAGAAGUUAAGUGAGGAGCCCGUUAGCCACUUCGCUUUGAUUCUCACUCCAACCCACGAGCUGGCUUACCAAAUUUCGGAACAGUUUGAAGUUGCAGGUCGACCAAUGGGAGUGCGAGUAUGUGUUGUUGCAGGUGGUACAGAUCAAAUGAUUGAAAGUCAAAAGCUUCAAAAUCGUCCUCAUAUUGUUGUUGCAAUGCCUGGCCGUUUAGCUGAUCACUUGUCUGGAUGUGAUACAUUUUCAUUUGAUAGUAUGAAAUUCUUGGUUGUUGAUGAAGCGGACAGGAUGUUGAACGGAGAUUUUGAUGAGAGCUUGGCAAUUAUCGAAAAGUGUAUACCAAAAGAAAGACAGAAUUUGUUUUUCUCCGCAACGAUGAAGGACUUUAUCAAGGAGUCGAGUAUAUUCCCAAUAUCUGAUAGUGUUUUCGAAUGGUCUGAAGAAUCCGAGGUAGCAACCGUCGAAACAUUGGAUCAGCGUUAUAUCUUGUGCGCCGAUUACGAUCGCGACAUGGUCAUGAUGGAAGCUUUGCGAAAAUACCGAGAAGAGAAUGAGGAUGCCAAUAUUAUGAUAUUUACGAAUACUAAAAAAUACUGCCAACUGCUUUCGAUGACUCUAAACUCAAUUGGAUACGAAAAUGUUUGUCUACAUGGUUUUAUGCGACAAAAAGAACGCGUCACUGCCUUGAAUAAAUUCAAAUCAAAUCAUGUGAGAAUCCUUAUAGCAACUGAUGUGGCUGCUCGUGGUCUAGAUAUUCCUAAUGUCCAACUGGUCAUCAAUCAUCGACUACCUAAAAGUUCCAAAGAAUACAUUCAUCGGGUUGGUCGCACUGCUCGAGCUGGAAGGAAAGGUUUGGCGAUAUCCAUAUUCCGCUUUCCAAGAGAUUUGGAAUUCCUUGGGGAAAUUGAAGCUGCCAUUAACACGAAAUUGACAGAACACAAAAUCGAUCAACGAAUGGUUGAAAGGAUAUUCAUGCAAGUGAACGUUUCGCGACGUGAAUCAGAAAUACAAUUGGACAAUAAAGAUUUCGAUGAGCGAGCUCAAAAUUACAGGAGAAAGAAAUGGAUUAUGGACGGACUCGACCCCGAUGAAAUGGAGGCAAAAUUCGAAAAUCAACAAAAGCAGAAAGCAAAGGAACGGCGCAAGGAAUUAAAACGUAGAAUGGCUGAACGUGAAGCGCAAGAGCAAACAAUGAUGAACGAUGAACGCUUCCAAACAGUUGAUCCAAACAGCUUUAUCAAGAAGAAAAAACCUAAAGUUGAUAAGUUAAGUGAAAGCGACAAUAAAAAAAUCAACAAAAAAGAGUCGCACAAAUCAAUUAAAACUCACACUAGGCACGAAAAAAGCAAAACAAAAAAUACAUUUAAAUUUAAUCCCACAAAAAGAAAAGGGAUCAAUUGAUGUUAUGUCCAUGAAUUAAUAAUAAAUCAAUUUUUAUGUUCUUAAAGUAC
This is a messenger RNA of Hermetia illucens (black soldier fly), 1604 nucleotides long. RefSeq names its product probable ATP-dependent RNA helicase Dbp45A (gene Dbp45A). The transcript has 7 exons. Bases 1 to 1554 code for a protein of 517 amino acids. The record is from RefSeq and is a predicted model, not a curated record. NCBI's taxonomy places the organism in Eukaryota, Metazoa, Arthropoda, Insecta, Diptera, Stratiomyidae. Gene Ontology annotation, molecular function: ATP binding; nucleic acid binding.